Branchiostoma belcheri (Belcher's lancelet) is the source of this 1638-nucleotide messenger RNA. RefSeq lists its product as uncharacterized. The record is from RefSeq and is a predicted model, not a curated record. Lineage: Eukaryota; Metazoa; Chordata; Leptocardii; Amphioxiformes; Branchiostomatidae. The transcript is spliced from 3 exons. The coding region runs from base 285 to 1466 and encodes 393 amino acids.
UGCCAAAACCUCUGCUUGGAGAGUAGUGACGCAAUGAGUCGAGCAUGGCGAGUGCCUUUCCAAACAUGACGUCACGGCGCGCUCGGAGCACACCGCCCUGGCGGUUACAGACAGAAGCAGGGCGAAGUGCCCUCGUCUCGUCACAUUCUUUUCGCUGGCACUGCCAACUGUACGCAGGGGUGCAUGCAGCCUAAAGCAGCAUACACUCUCUGUGUUAUGUGUUACAGUUUUCAUUGGACAAACAACCCAUUUUUUUUUAAAUCACGGAGGUACCUGGACUCAAGAUGGAGAAUAACACUGUGGAUGGACGCGUACCGAAUGAGAACCAACUGACGCAGCCGACCGGAACUGCGAGACUACAGCAAAGCGCCCCCUACCGAUCGCCGCCUGCCAUUCCACCAGCGCUUCCAAACGCGGAGGCAGGCAUGGGCAUCGCCCUGGAGACUGCUCAGAAACAAGGUCCAACAGCGACACAUUUGGACUCGGCGAGACCCGGGGAGACACUGCGUCAGAGAUCGGGCCCGUACACCAAGAAGGUUCACCACUCCAGUCGCUCCCUACCACGGCGUCCAGCUAAGCAACACAGCUGGACCGUACUUACAGCAUCCACGCAUCACCUGAAUAGCAGAGAUCCCUCGGAAGGACCCUCGGGUACGCAAGCAGGCGGUCUCGGGUGGCUGUCCGGAGGACUACUGGUAGCCCAGACUCUACUGCAUCGCGGAAACGCACCGAGGGAACGCAGCGGUACGGAGAGGCUGAAAGACUUCGUGCCUUACCAGUGGCUCUUGCAGCGUUUGAAGAAAGCUGCUGCGACUGGUGCGACCGAGAACGAAACGAACAACCCAUCCAAGAGCGCCACCUCAUCUCUACCGAAGGACGGACAACAAUCAAACAGCCAUACAGCAUCAAGCAGUGGGAGGUGCGCAUACCAACCUUACAGUCAUUUUGCGGAGCAAGCAAUGUGCGAAACUUCGACUAGUUCAGUCAGCAGGCCAUCAAAUCAGACCCAAGAUGAGCCAAUGGAGUUAGGAAGUGAGCCCUCCUCAGAGACGGAAACUGCCCACGACAGUGCCAGUGGAAAUAUUAAUCGUCUGGUGGAGAAUGCAGGUUUUGACCGAUUCCAUUUUGACCACGACUCGAAACCGUCAAUGUGCGUUAGCGACAGCCGUCUGCGCUGUCCUGCUGUUGAGGGCAUGGAGACGGAGUCGUCCAUUCUAGGUUCUGAGGGGUGUGAGGAUACGGCAGAGACGGCCCGCCUUGAGGAGGGAGAGACGAGAGAACGCCGACGACGCUUUCUGUCCGGCCCGGCACGACUGGUGGACACACGCACUGGUUUUGCCAAGGUGAUGGCAGCAACGACACAGCGCAUGCGUGGAAAGAGGCUGGUCGAGGACGUUUUGAAGAAAAAUCAACCACGUGACCAACUGCCGAAAGUUCCCGCCAAAAGACGCUGGAAGUCCUUUUGACUUGUCGAUUACGUUGUAGUAUAGUUUGAGCUGACCAGUCUCAAGUCAAGGUUUUUGGUCUUGCUGUUUCUAAAAUACCAAAAAUUUACCUAGAUGGCAACUGGAUGGCAAACAACUGCACUGAAAUGUAUUGCAGAAACGACAGUUAUUAUUUGUUAUCAUUUUGUUUGAA